Cladocopium goreaui is the source of this 402-nucleotide messenger RNA. Lineage: Eukaryota; Dinophyceae; Suessiales; Symbiodiniaceae. The record is from the annotation of a GenBank genome assembly.
AUGAAGAAGGCAGGAAAACCUUACGUGAGGGCGCCACACGUAGGCACAUCUCCGGGGUCAUAUUCCACUGCCUUUGACUGGAAAGGAACUCCGAAACCGGUGAAGGGCCGGGUCCUGGACUGUGGGUCGCAGCCUCAGUUGGAGCUGUGCGUGUCUGGACAGCUGAUUUCGCAAGCUGGCUACACCUAUGCUGCACGACCACAGCAGCCAGCACCACAAAAAUACGUUCCGAUCGACCAGUUGGGUGGACUUGCCAGCAGCUACGACUUCCUGCAGUCGUCCUAUGGCCACAGCUUCCAACACUCCAGCUUGCCGAGGCGCACGCGAAAACCACGUAGACAAAUGAGUGACUUGGUAUGUGGACACCGAGACACCGAGAUUGGAAGUUCUUCUUCGAGUUGA